AUGCGCGUUUCUUUGACUCUCCUGGCUAGUGCUAGCGUCGUGUCCGCAUGGACAGAGCUUCUCCAUAAGACAAUAAUGCACAAAAAUAUCGACGCGAUAGUUAGUCCGGGUGCCUACACUUCGCACAUGCACACUUUUUUCGGCAGCGACGCCAUCACUAAUGUUAUGCCUACGACGGAGGACUUGCAGCAGGGCUGCUAUAGCGGUUCGAAUCCGAACGACUUCUCUGCCUAUUGGAUCCCUACACUCUACCACGUUGAUGGUGACAAGUUCACUGAAGUGACUCUUUUCACCUUCGGCACAUACUACACCACCGCCUACGCCGAGAUCCCUAUCCCGAAAAACUUCUCAAUGAUCUCCGGCAAAGCAUCCGCUAAAACCCAAGCAGAGGCCGACCAUCCUGAGAAUGGCUUACAAUGGUACUGCGAGGAGUCCCCCGGAGUACUGGAACCGGAUGCCGCCAAAAUGCCCACGAAAGCCUGCCAGCAGCAUCUUCGGUUCUCACUGUUGUUCCCCAACUGUGUAGACCCAAACAAUAUUUCUGCCUAUGGCUUUAGCGAUUCUGCUACAAACAAUUGUCCCGAAGGGAUGAAGCGAAUGCCCCAACUCCGGUACUCCGCCCGUUAUGACACCAAGAAGGCCGCACCUAAUGGCUGGAAUGGUCCCGCACCAUUUCAACUUUCCUGUAGUGACACCCCGGGAGAUGGCUAUUGUUUUCAUGGCGACUUCAUCAACGGCUGGUACGAAGAUGCCGCCUUGGACAUGCUCAUUGGUGAUGGCAACGGCCGUGAUGAUGGUCGCUUCAUCUCAGGCUCACACGGUACCUCUGCCAUAGCGGAUAAUUGUAAUCCUACCGAUCAGGACCCUGAUAAUGGGACUAGCGAUUAUUUGACUAGUCUUGAGAUGAAAGCAAAUGGUGGAAUUGCCGCUCUAGAUCCUGUGGUCUCUACUCCCUCCAUUACAUCUAGUACGAUGUCGACUUCGGUGACUGCACCAUUGGCGACCGAGACCGGACAAAAGCGAAGAAUUGGCCAAAAAUCGAAGAACUCUGCCAAGCUACGUCAGAGGCUCUACGCUGACUCCUUGUAA
Orbilia oligospora ATCC 24927 is the source of this 1089-nucleotide messenger RNA. RefSeq lists its product as uncharacterized. Bases 1 to 1089 code for a protein of 362 amino acids. The record is from RefSeq and is a predicted model, not a curated record. NCBI's taxonomy places the organism in Eukaryota, Fungi, Ascomycota, Orbiliomycetes, Orbiliales, Orbiliaceae. The transcript is spliced from 2 exons.